AUGGGGAAGAACAACCUGACCUGGGUGAGUGAGUUUGUCCUACUGGGCCUCUCCGGGGACCGGCAGACCCAGGCUGGGCUGUUUGUCCUGUUCGAGGCCACCUGUCUGCUGACCUUGCUGGGUAACGGGCUCAUCCUCGUCCUGGUCCGGCUGGACUCCCGCCUCCAGCUGCCCAUGUACUUCUUCCUCAGCAACCGCUCUGUAGUGGACAUCUGCUACACCUCCAGCGGGGUUCCCCAGAUGCUGGCGCACUUCCUCCUGGAGAAGAAGACCAUCUCCUCCACCCGAUGUGGUAUCCAGCACUUCUUCUCACUGGCCCUGGGCACCCAGGACUCAGGGACUAAGUUCUCACUGCUGACAGCAAUGGUCUAUGAACACUGUGUGGUCAACCCCCUGCACUGCAGAGCAGCAAUCAGUCCAAGGCUGACAGUGGUCUCUUGGUUUGUGGGCCUGGCUAAUUUUGAAGUGGAGAUGGCAGUCCCCAUGCACUUGCCCACCUGUGGGCACUGGGUCGUGAGCCAUGUGGCCUGUGUGGAUGUUGCAGUGUUCCCUCCUAGUGUUGAGAGAAUCAUGGGGCCCUGGACUCCAUGCAGGACUUGGAGAGAAAUAUCAAUCAACAAACAGAUUUUUCCCAAGCUCCACUGUGUUCAGUACACCAUGCCAGGUGCUGUAGGAGACACACCCAAUCUAAUAUGA
Molecule: messenger RNA, 696 nt
Organism: Budorcas taxicolor (takin)
Lineage: Eukaryota; Metazoa; Chordata; Mammalia; Artiodactyla; Bovidae
Product: olfactory receptor 2F1-like
Exons: 2
Coding region: 1-696 (231 amino acids)
Biological process (GO): G protein-coupled receptor signaling pathway
Cellular component (GO): membrane
Molecular function (GO): olfactory receptor activity
Source: RefSeq, a predicted model, not a curated record